AUGGCCAUCCUCGCUAUUAUCUCCCUCGUCUUCGCCGGAUCUUGCGUGGCUAUCGUCAAUGCCUCGCCGUUAGCAACCGUGGAAGCAGCAAAGACUCUCGCAGUUCCGCUGGAAGACGGCUCCUACGGCAGUUUGAAGGAGACCUUUCAGGCAGUCAAGCUUCUGAGCGUCGUCUCGAAGUCGUCGCUCGAUUCGGCCAAGCUCUGCGCGUGGCUGAAGAAGCUUCCAGCCGCCACGUCAGCAGAGGAGGCCUUUCAGAAGGUUUCGAUCGCUGCUGCGCUCGGCUGCAAGGGCGUUAGCGCCGUUGUCAAGGAAGCGGAGCCUCUCUUGUCUCCAGCAGCAUCCUCGUCGUCCCUUGACCAGCUGUUUUACGCAGCAGCCGGCACCCAGAUCCUCAAGGCCAACAAGUGGAGCACUGGGUCCGUGCCUGCAGGCCUCAAGAAGGCUGCUGCUGCUAUCCUCGCACUGAAGCAGGCGGAUGGCUCGUGGGCAACGGGGAAGGACGGCCAGGGGUCCGUGGCUGCUGCGGGCGUGGCUCUCGAGGCGCUGGCUGCACUCAAGGAGCUGGGGCUGGUGGAUGAGAAGCAGGUGUCGGCGGUUACAGAUGCUGUCAGCUCGCUCUUCUCUCUCCUCACAGCUGACUCCGACCCGAGUGGCAACGCUGUUUCAUUCUUCUCAGCCUCUCCCUCGGAGGGCGGGACUCUCGUCGCCACGGCCUCCGCCAUCACGGGCUACCUCGCGCUCGCCUCCACCCUCGGCUCCCCUCUCGCCGUGCGCCCUCCCAAGCUGGCGGAGGCGGGGCGCUAUCUGGUGGCGGCGCUGCCCCUUUCACUGGCGGAGGCGGCUGCCUGGGCGGAAGCGCUCGCAGUGCUUGAUAACAACCCCAUCUUUGUGCCCAUCUUCCUCUCGUCUCCCGGCCACAUCUCCAUUUCUGCAGACCCCACGCUCACUGUGAGUGUGACAACAGCGCUGGGAGGCAAGGUGCCAGGUGUGGCAGUGAAGCUGCAGAGUGCCACCAUUGGGGGCGGCAGUGCUGCAUCGGGCAAGGAGCUCACAGCAGGCAAGGACGGCGUCUCCUUCUCCGCCAAGCCAUUCUCCAAGGCCUCUACUCUGGGAGUCUACACGCUCAAGUUCAAGAUCACCCCUCCUGCGGAAUCAGUCUUCAUCGCCGGCAGUGCAUCAGUGGAGCGCCCGCUGCUGCUCUCUGCCUCGAUGGCUGUCACUGGCGUGUCCGUUGCCGUGCUGGACAGCGAUGGCGCCACUCCUGAGUCCGAGAAGAAGCUGGACUUUGAGAAGAGGACAAACUUCACCGACCUGUCUGCCACCCACCUGCAGAAGCUGCGUGUGUCGCUCUCCCUCGCCACACCCUCGGGGAAGGCCUUCAUUCCCCACCAGGCCGUGCUGCAGCUGGUGAACAGCAUCGGCAUGGCCUACUCCUUCCUGCUCAAGCCGUCCGGCAGCACCCUCUCAGUUCAGCUCGAGCUGCUGGAGAUGAUGGACCGCCUCUUCUACCACUCGGGCGAGUACACGCUGAAACUGAUCGUGGGCGAUGCAGUCAUGGACAACGCAUUCGACUGGCAGCUGGGCUCUGUGGACCUUGACCUGCCUGCUGCCCCAGAGACUGCCCCCAAGCUGCCCGCCCGCCCCGAGUCUCUGGCUGAGAGAUUCUCUGCCAAGCCCGAGAUCGCACAUAUCUUCCGCAAGCCGGAUUCCCGGCCGGCGUUUGUCGUCUCAUACUCGUUUGUGGCGCUCGUGCUGCUGCCGCUGGUGGUGCUGCUCGUGGGGCUGGCGGUGCUAGGAGUGAACCUCAAGGCCUUCCCCUCUGGGGGUGUGCCUCUCCUCUCAGCUCUGGCCUUCCACGGGGGAAUCGCUGCGCUCCUGCUGCUCUACGUUGCUUUCUGGGUGCAGGUGAAUCUGUUCACCACGCUCAAGCUCAUCCUUCUCCUCGCUGUCCUCACAGCCAUUCCCGGCCACCAAGUUCUCUCCUACCUUGCUGACGCUUCCUCUACGCGCUGUCCUCCCCCCGCCCUCCCCUUUGCGCCCGUUCCCGCCAUCACUGCGCAUGCCCAGCGUUGGCUUGUCAUCGCCCCCCCACUCUUCUCCUCCCCCUCUCCCUCCCUCCUCUCCUCUCCUCCCCCCCUCACUCCCUCCUUCACUCACUCCCUCACUCCCUCCUUCACUCACUCCCUCACUCCCUCCUGUUUUCUCAACCUUUCACUCUAUUUGCGCCAUUUGGAUAUCCCCAUACCAACGUAUCCGAUCCCACAGGUAUACCAGGAGGGGACGCAUUUCAUCAUCCCCGGUAUUGAGUGGCCCAUUAUCUACGACGUGCGCGCGCGACCCCAUCUCGUGGAGAGCACGUCCGGCAGCCGCGAUUUGCAGAUGGUGGGCCUCCUUUGUCCUGUGUACUGGGUCCGAAUCACCCUGCGUGUGCGCACUCGCCCCAUGUCCGACCGCCUACCCACCAUUUACCGCACCUUGGGGCAGGGCUAUGCCGAGCCGGUGCUUCAUGUUCCCACUACCCUUCCCCACUCCCCUUUCCCACUCCCCUUUCCCACUCCCCUUACCCACUCCCCUUUCCCACUCCCCUUUCCCACUCCCCUUUCCCACUCCCCUUUCCCACUCCCCUUUCCCACUCCCCUUUCCCACUCCCCUUUCCCACUCCCCUUUCCCACUCCCCUUUCCCACUCCCCUUUCCCACUCCCCUUCCCCACUCCCCUUUCCCACUCCCCUUUCCCACUCCCCUUUCCCACUCCCCUUUCCCACUCCCCUUUCCCACUCCCCUUCCCCACUCCCCUUUCCCACUCCCCUUUCCCACUCCCCUUUCCCACUCCCCUUUCCCACUCCCCUUUCCCACUUCGGACCUCUGUCCUCUCUCCACCCUUCCCUCUCUCCACCCUUUCCUCUCAGGUUCGAAUCACCCUGCGAGUGCUCACUCGCCCCAUGUCCGACGGCCUACCCACCAUCUACCGCACGCUGGGGCAGGACUAUGUCGAGCCGGUUCGAAUCACCCUGCGAGUGCUCACUCGCCCCAUGUCCGACCGCCUACCCACCAUCUACCGCACGCUGGGGCAGGACUAUGCUGAGAGGGUGCUGCCGUCGAUUGUCCAAGAGACUCUGAAAUCCGUGGUGGCUCAGUAUAACGCCAGCCAGCUCAUCACGCAGCGAGAGUCUGUGAGUCGGGAGAUCCGCCGUAUCCUGGAGGACAGAGCAGCGUCCUUCAACAUUGCGCUUGAUGACGUGUCGAUCACCAACCUCACGUUCGGCCGCGAGUUCACAGCAGCCAUCGAGGCCAAGCAGGUGGCGGCACAGGAGGCAGAGCGUGCCAAGUUCGUGGUGCAGAAGGCCGAGCAGGACAAGCGGGGAGCUAUUAUCCGAGCGCAGGGAGAGGCCACGAGUGCGCAGCUGAUAGGAGAGGCCAUUGCCAACAACCCCUCCUUCAUCACUCUGAGGAAGAUUGAGGCGGCCAGGGAGAUUGCCAACACUCUGGCCAAUAGCAGCAACCGCGUCUUCCUCUCCUCUGAUUCGCUGCUGCUGAACCUGGCUGACGAUAAGAGUGAUGCGCCGCCCGCUCCUGCUGCCACAACUGGCAAAAAGAAGUGA
This is a messenger RNA of Closterium sp. NIES-65, 3603 nucleotides long. NCBI's taxonomy places the organism in Eukaryota, Viridiplantae, Streptophyta, Zygnematophyceae, Desmidiales, Closteriaceae. The record is from the annotation of a GenBank genome assembly.